Metopolophium dirhodum (rose-grain aphid) is the source of this 553-nucleotide messenger RNA. RefSeq lists its product as uncharacterized. NCBI's taxonomy places the organism in Eukaryota, Metazoa, Arthropoda, Insecta, Hemiptera, Aphididae. The transcript has 2 exons. The coding region runs from base 26 to 427 and encodes 133 amino acids. The record is from RefSeq and is a predicted model, not a curated record.
UCCGCCCAAACAGUGUGCCCACACAAUGAAUACCGUCCGAACGUGUUUCUGCGAACAGGCCGGGGCGGACGCCGGCAAGUACCAGCGGAGAAUGCCGCAGCGACUGGGGGACGGAGUCCGGGCGGCGGUUGAUGCAGCGAUGAUGCGUUACUAUUAUAAGCCGUCAAAGUGCAAAGCCACCCAAGUGCUAGUCGACGUGUCCGCCGUGGAGGUGCGUAGGCUGAUGGAGGUGCACCCGUCGGUCAUCAAGUUGCCGUCGGGCUACUGCUUCGACCUGACGCCAUCCGAUGAGCUGGUCGUGGCCCGGACGUGCCGACCAGUACUGCGGCCAGGGCAAUUACACGUGCGUCAACAAGUGCUGCAAACACGACGACGAUGGUUGGAAGUGCAAGCAGAGCGAGAAGCCGUUCACGAUGUCCUCCUAUGAAACAGACGCUACCGGCCGUCCGGUGGGCCAAUCAAACCCAGUUGUACCACGAAACAAAUGGUUAAGGACGGGUUCGUGUUGACCACGGAUGGCAGCCUUUACCUUACUGGCGACCGCAAGCGCGUA